Molecule: messenger RNA, 1781 nt
Organism: Rhizopus microsporus ATCC 52813
Lineage: Eukaryota; Fungi; Mucoromycota; Mucoromycetes; Mucorales; Rhizopodaceae
Product: amino acid transporter
Exons: 8
Coding region: 115-1668 (517 amino acids)
Biological process (GO): transmembrane transport
Cellular component (GO): membrane
Molecular function (GO): transmembrane transporter activity
Source: RefSeq, a predicted model, not a curated record
CUUGGAUAUUCUUUUCUUAUGUGUUUCGAAUAAAUAACCACACCCCCUUUUUCAUUUAUCACUUCUUUUAAUUCUUUACAAACACAAACACUCACAGAGAGAACCGCUUUAGAAAUGGUUUGGGACAUAUUCAUACAAACACCAGAUCCUGCAGUGCUUAAAAGUGAAAAAGCAGAUAUGAAAAAUAAUAGCAGAUACAUUGAUGAUGAAAUAUUGCUGGCUAGACUAGGUUACAAACAAGACCUGAACCGCCAAUUAUCUGUAUUCUCAAAUUUCGCUAUUUCAUUUGGAUGUUGUUCUGUGCUCAGUGGACUACUUCCUAUGUGGGCCGAGACAUUGGUAAAUGGUGGUACAUCAGCCUCUAUAUGGGGUUAUCUUCUAGUCGCUUUAUUAACAUUAACCAUCGGCAGUAGCUUAGCAGAAAUUUGCAGUGCAUUCCCUACAACAGGCGGCUUAUAUUUUUGGACAGCACAAUUAUCUGAUUCAGAGUGGGUGCCAUUUAUGUGCUGGAUUGUUGGUUAUUUUAAUUGGUUGAGUCUUUCUGUAGCCAUCUGUGCGGCUGAUCUUGGUAUGGCGCAGUUCUUAGUAUCAGCCAUUUCAGUAACUCAUUCAGAUUUCCAGUCCACUCCAGCUAUUGAUUAUGCCGUUUUUAUUGCCAUCUUAAUCAUCCAUGGCCUUAUGAACAGUCUUCCAAUUCGUUAUACAGGAAUGAUUAACAACCUUUCUGUGUGGUGGCACUUGAUGGGCAUCCUAUUCAUCAUUAUUGUUGGACUUCUUCUCACUCCUAAUAAACCCUCAGCUUCCUUUGCACUUGGGCAGGUUUAUGAUGGCACGGGAUUUAAUUCAAGUGGUUUUGCUUGGCUAAUCGGCCUCCUGCAGGCUCAAUUUACCCUAAAUGGGUAUGAUACAGCUGCACAUGUAAGCGAAGAGACAAAGUCAGCACAGCGCGGAUCUCCUAUGGGCAUUGUUAUGGCGAUCGCUACUUCAGCGAUUGCAGGUACUGUACUUAUGAUUGCCUGUGCCUUCAUGAUCCAAGAUUUUGAUCGGCAAAUACUGAAUCCUCAGGCAUCCAUGGCCAUUACUCAAGUGUUCCUGGACGGAACAGGCAUUGGCUGGACCAUGUGGUUUCUUGUGAUUAUCAUUGUAGCAAUGUACUUUGCUGGAGCAGCAGUCGUUGUAGGAUCUUCUCGUCAGACAUACGCAUUUGCAAGAGAUGGAGCCAUGCCUUUUUCUAAAUGGCUAACAAAGUUGACGUCUUACAAGGUCCCUGUGAAUGCGGUUUGGUUCAAUAUCACAUUUGCUGCACUGUUGGGAAUACCAUACUUGUUUAGUGAUGUGGCAUUUGAAACUAUCGUGUCCAUCAAUACGAUUGCUGCCAAUAUUUCUUACUUUAUACCUAUUUGGCUGCGUAUUACAAUGGCUAGAAAAAGAUUUGAAAGGGGUCCAUACAAUAUGGGUCGUUUUUCAAUUCCGUGUGGCAUAAUUGCUUGCAUAUGGAUAGUCUUUACUUCUGUAUUAUUUAUUUUACCUACAAAAUAUCCUGUUACGCCAGAAAAUAUGAACUUUGCUAUCGUUCCAUUUGUAAUUGUUAUUGGUUUAGCUAUUCUGGCUUAUAUGGUAUCAGGUCGUAAAUGGUUUACUGGGCCUGUUCGUAAUGUGGAUACCUAAAGAGAGAGAGGAAGACAGCAGCGGCUGACUUUAUUUGUAUAUAUACAUUAUUUAACUUAGAUAAAUCACAUUCAGAAAUUAUUGGCACAUAAUCCGCAUAAACUAUUUCUCGC